GUUCCCCGAGAUGCACCAGUACCAGUUCGACUACAUCAUGAGCAACUGCCGGAACAAGGCUAACAUCAUCUCGCGCGUCGGCAUCAAGGCCAGCGAGACGGCCGAGCUGGUGGCCGCGAUCCACAUUUGCCUGGAGGAGGCGCUGUCGGACAUGGACGCCAUGAAGAAGAGCGGGUGGAUGUGCAAGGGCCUGGAGGUCACGGACAAAGCCGACCGCGAGCACGUCAAGGAUAUCCUGACGAGCGUGGCGGUGCAGAACCAUUGGAUGAGCCUCACGCAGCGGCACCUCACUGCUCUGAAGGACGAGGCUGCGGCAGGGCGCACGGCGCAGGACCUCCUCAAGAACAUGGAGCCGCUGGUGUCCGCCCGCAAGAGCAAGAAGGCGGCAGCCCCUCACGACGACUGGGCGCUCUGA
Prorocentrum cordatum is the source of this 415-nucleotide messenger RNA. NCBI's taxonomy places the organism in Eukaryota, Dinophyceae, Prorocentrales, Prorocentraceae. The record is from the annotation of a GenBank genome assembly.